This is a messenger RNA of Phalaenopsis equestris, 1793 nucleotides long. RefSeq lists its product as uncharacterized. The transcript has 5 exons. NCBI's taxonomy places the organism in Eukaryota, Viridiplantae, Streptophyta, Magnoliopsida, Asparagales, Orchidaceae. The record is from RefSeq and is a predicted model, not a curated record. The coding region runs from base 340 to 1578 and encodes 412 amino acids.
UUCGCUAAAAUUUGAGUUUUUCAACUGCAGCACCCUUUUCCAUAGCAUUGUGAGGUGCAUCUAAGCAUUCCCUGUUCUUCCAUCCACCUUAGAGAGAGAGAGAGGAAGAGAGAGAGAGAGAGUUGAUAUAUCCAUCAAGCUUCCAAGGGUUCAGUUGGUCGCAAAUCAGAAACAGUUGCCCUGCCCUGCUUCUUCUCGUGAAGCCUGGCAUUUUCUCAGAAUCAGCAUUAGGUGCUUAUUCACGCUUCAAGGAAGACAACAUUGGGAGCUCUUUCACAGAUGUUUUCAUUGAUUCAUUUUGCAAGACCAACUUAGAGGAAACCUCAGACAUUUCCAGUGAUGAAUAUGAAGGGCAGCAAUAUCAAAAGGGGACUCCUUGAGACCUCAGCUCUGAGAAGGAAGGAUGGAGUGAGUUCUUCUGGCUUGCAGAAGAGAAUGGAAACUCCUUCAACACCUGGAAGACCAGUGUUUAAGUUUAGCGUUGGAAAUUUCUCAAGAAAAAGUGUUCCUUCAAAAUGGGAAGAUGCAGAGAAAUGGUUGAUGAGUGGUUCCUGCCAUGAAUCACCAGCACAUGGGAGCAAACCUUCCGAAAUGACCAAACUUGCCAGGCAAAAUGUAGCUCUUCAGCGAAAAGCUGGCGCCUUUGAUCAGGAAUUUGGAGAGAAGCUCAGGAUUAGUGAAGGCAUUGUUAGCAAUGUCCCAGUUUCAAGCGUUGAUGGGCCUGGAGUUGGUCUCAUCUUAAACGAAGAUUUUCAUGGAUUCUCAUCCGAAAUCCUUCUCAAAGAUACAUUUACAGAUAUAAAACAGCCAGUUUUGUUGAAUUUUCGAUACCCUGAUCCAUCAACGGAAGAAUUUUUUUUCAAAGACUCCUACUGUGAAACAGUAGAAAAUUCUGCACCUGAAGCAAUUGCAGAGGUUCAUCGUCGAGACGUCGGGACCGAAAUGACUCCUCUUGGAAGCUCUAAAAGCUCAAGGUGCCACACUCCCAUGAAGAGCUCUUCCCCAGCCAGGCACAAUACUCCAGCUGAUAGAUCUGGUCCUUUGGUGAUUUCUAACUCCAGAAUUAAUAUCUCUGAUCUCAAAGAUUGCCAUUUUGCUAAGCUCAAGCUCAGCGCUCAGUAUGGUUCUGUGGUUUCUUAUUGGGGCUCGAGAGAAGAGGAAGAGGAGGAGGUGUCGAAGAGUUUGAGAUAUUCUGAGGUGAGUGAUGGAAGGAAGAGUAUAGCUGAACACAGAGCUUGUCUUUGGGAAGAAGAUGAGAGGACCAAGAGCUGUAUAAGGUAUCAGAGAGAAGAAGCAAAGAUCCAAGCAUGGGUGAACCUUCAAACAGCAAAGGCAGAAGCACAAUCUAGAAAACUUGAGGUGAAGAUUCAGAAGAUGAGAUCAAACUUAGAAGAGAAGCUGAUGAAGAAAAUGGCCAUCGUUCAUCGGAGAGCUCAGGAAUGGAGAGCUUCCGCUCAGCUGCAUCACUCGCAGCAGAUUUUCAGAACUACAGACCAUGCUCAGAAGAUGAAAACCCACCAAAGUUUUCAUUUUUCUAAUAAUCGUGCUUCAUGUGGCUGUUUCUCGAUGCAGCAGUAAGCUGCUUUGUGUCACCCCUACUCCCUAUAAUGAGGAAGGAAUCAUUAGGUGGCAGCUGUUUCUGUUUUUUAUGUUUUCCUCUGCAGAAUGGGGCCAUGGGGCUCUUUUUUUUUUUUUUUAGGCUUCUUUGACGGGAGAAAGAAGAGGAAGAAUGUAUUUUAAAAACUUUUUUUUUUUUGGAACAUUGAUCCGCUGUUACCCACCAUUGAGUAGAG